GCAGAAAGAGAGCGAAAGCGAGCGAAAGCAGAGAAAGUUAUGAGCCCUGUUCUCCCACCGUCGAAUGUUAACACAAGAUCCAGAGCAGAGUAGAGGUUGUUUACUACUGCAGAAUAGCAGCGCAGCACGCACGCACAGAGUCUGAGAGCGGUGGAGAUGGCAGCGUCUGAGGUUUUGACGAGUACGUAUGUGCAGCAGACGGUCGGGUGGAGGGGGGGUGAGGGGGAGGGUGUUGUGGCGAGAAGCGAGUGUGAAAGAUAUGAAGAGAGAGAAGAAGAAGAGGAGGAGGUGGAAGAAGAAGAGGAAGAAGAGGAAGAAGAAGAAGAGGAAGAAGAAGAAGAAGAAGAAGAAGAAGAAGAAGAAGAAGAAGAAGAAGAAGAAGAAGAAGAAGAAGAAGAUCACAGAGACAAAGACAGACAAACAUCAAGCAGACCCCGACCAAAAUGCUACCACUGCGCCUACGACGGCUGCGGGAAAUCCUUCACCCGUCCCUGUCGGCUCGAAGAACACGUCCGGUCUCAUACCGGCGAACGACCAUUCGCCUGCACGUUCUCCGGGUGCAGCAAGACCUUUCUCCGCGACUCGCAUCUGAAAGCCCACGAAUCGAGCCAUCGGAGCGAGAAGCGGUAUGCGUGCACGGCGUGUGGCCAUGGGUUCAACACCAACCAGCAUCUGAAGAGACAUAUGCUGACGCAUGAGAAACGGACGCCGUAUCAGUGUACGUGGGAGGACGGGUGUGAGGCCGCGUUUCAUAAGCAGACGCAGCUGCGGAGACAUGUGGCGGAGGUGCAUACGCAUACGAAGCCGUUCCUGUGCAGUGUGGAGGGAUGUGGCCGGUCGUUUGGGCAGAAUUCAAGACUAAAGGCGCACGAGGUGCGGGAUCAUGGAGAGAAAGGGUGGUAUUUGUGCGGGAGGGCGAUGGCAGGAGGAACAGAUACAGAGUGCAGCGAGAGGUUUCAUACAUGGUCUGCGCUGCAGAAGCAUAUCAAGGCCGAGCACAAGGCGGUGUGCAAGGACUGCGGACUGGAGUUUGCAAAGCCGGGAGCACUACGGCAGCAUAUGCGGGUGCACACGGAGACGCUCGAGGAGCGGAGGAAGUUUACGUGUGAGGAGUGCGAGCGCGGGUUUACGCGGCGGCAGGCGCUGGUUGUGCAUCGGAGGACGGUGCACGGGGGCGAGAAGCCGUUUGUGUGUGGGGUGGAGGGGUGUGGACGGGCGUUUGGACAUAAGCGGUUGUGGGCCGCGCAUGUGCGGUCGCAUGAGAGGAUAGAGGAGGGACUGGGGGAGAGAGAGAAGGAGGGGAAGAAAGAGAGACCGCGGAAGAGGAAGAGGGAGGAGGGGGUUAUUGAUAGGCUUGCAGGGACGGGGUAUGAGGAUAGGAGGAUUGCGUGUGAGCAGUGUGAGUACAGGUUUUGGAGGGCGUAUGAUUAUGAGCGGCAUGUGGAGGCAGAGCAUCAACGUGGAGAUGAGCACGCGGUAGAAGAGAGGAUGAGUGAGCAGGGGCAGGUGGUGGAUCCUAGUUUGCUGUGAUGUAUGAUAGAGAGUAGAUGUGUAUGAUACUGUAUAUUAUAAUGAUGGUUGAAUAGUUGAAUAGUUGAAAGUGUGAACAGUUGAAUGUUGAUAUCAGAUUUGUCGUGGCAGAUCAAGUCAUGAUCUGCGCGAUGAUCUACGUGUUCGAGACCGCUCAUCACAGGUGUUUACCACAGAUUUCUGUAUGCUCUGUAUUCUUCUACAUAUUACCACUACUGUAUUGAUGUAUUUACUACAACUGCAUAUAUUCAAUAGUAUUGUCACUGUAUUGUAUAGAACAUGACGUCAUCCACGUGACUGGGUCCGCACGGUUGCCCGGCUCAGGGACGCAGACCAGU
Molecule: messenger RNA, 1868 nt
Organism: Myxozyma melibiosi
Lineage: Eukaryota; Fungi; Ascomycota; Lipomycetes; Lipomycetales; Lipomycetaceae
Exons: 1
Coding region: 157-1530 (457 amino acids)
Biological process (GO): regulation of transcription by RNA polymerase II
Cellular component (GO): nucleus
Molecular function (GO): DNA-binding transcription factor activity, RNA polymerase II-specific; RNA polymerase II cis-regulatory region sequence-specific DNA binding
Source: RefSeq, a predicted model, not a curated record